Molecule: messenger RNA, 423 nt
Organism: Spirometra erinaceieuropaei
Lineage: Eukaryota; Metazoa; Platyhelminthes; Cestoda; Diphyllobothriidea; Diphyllobothriidae
Source: the annotation of a GenBank genome assembly
AUGCUCAGCCUUCUCUUAAAAAUUUAUAAAUCAUCUGAUCUUAUAUCUAUUGGAAUAGAGGCGACUGUUCUUUCUGGUCCUUUCGGAUCUGGUCGCACCUUCUAUGCCUGCGACCGUGUGACAUGCAGACGUUUCCUAGUGGACGCCGGAGCCCAAAUCAGCGUUAUCCUUCUCACUCCAUCCGACCGUCGUUUCCGCACCCCUGGUGUUCAUCUCCAAGCUGUCAACUCUCCCUCCAUUUCCACUUUUGUCAACAUCUCCCUCACCGUAGACACUGGUCGUCGGUCGCUCUCCUGGAUUUCUGUGAUUACCGAUGUACCCCGUGUUAUCCUCGACUUGGACUUUCCAGCCGAUUUCGAUCUCCUUGUUAACUGCCGACGAUGUCGACUCUUCGACCUCACAAUUGGUCUGUCUUUUCUCUGA